Scophthalmus maximus (turbot) is the source of this 2459-nucleotide messenger RNA. Its product is annotated as prostaglandin E2 receptor EP4 subtype-like. Gene Ontology annotation, cellular component: plasma membrane. Lineage: Eukaryota; Metazoa; Chordata; Actinopteri; Pleuronectiformes; Scophthalmidae. Gene Ontology annotation, molecular function: prostaglandin E receptor activity. Gene Ontology annotation, biological process: inflammatory response; negative regulation of inflammatory response; positive regulation of cytosolic calcium ion concentration. The transcript is spliced from 2 exons. The record is from RefSeq and is a predicted model, not a curated record. Bases 714 to 1883 code for a protein of 389 amino acids.
AGCCAUUACUAAAGUAUGAAUUCCUUUUUGUGGUGUUUAUCAUUUCUGUAAUAGUGCAGCUGCGUAAACAUCUUUUUUUUCCACAAACUGGGAAAACUAAAAGUUGUCACUGUCAAAAGACCAUAAAAGUUUUACUAGCAUCUCUUCACCUGUAUUGAAUCUGUUGUUUAACAAGUUGUGAACUUAUAUUCAACUCUCGGAGGGCGCAGAAGGAGAAGCUGUUGCGCAAAGCCACAAACCCUCAGCGCUUCACACAUGACUCAUGUCUAAUUAGGAAAGAAAAAGUCCGAGGAAGCUUCUGCCUGUGUCGUGCUGCUCUGCUCCGUGAGCUCUAUCUCUACUCACAGACCUCUCGAGUUGACCCCCUUGACAAGCGACCACGGACAUUGCGUAAGGCUGCGAUGACGCCAAGAACUGCAGCAGAUGAGGCAUGAAGCGGAAACGGUGUAAGAGACCUGAAAUGUGGAUCUGCUUGUUGUCUGUCGCCUUCACUCCAUCCGUCUUGUCGGGCUGCUGGGUGGUUCGGUACACACACAUCCCACCCCCUCUGCGCGCAAGAUGCCUCGGUGGCUAAUUACUGGAAAGCGAGGGGGAUGAGACUUAUAGAGAAGGUGGGGGGGGGGGGGGGGGUUAAAGAGGAAAUGCAGUCUCAAACCCACACAGACCAAAGGGAGUUUCAGCUGACAAGCGCCAGCCUGUGAGUGUGUGCGCCGAUGGAGAGCCCGGACUUUACGCACGGAUCCGUCUCCGUGGAUAACGGGACGCCGGCUCAGCCGUCACCAGAGGACACAGUCCAGACAGUGAUCGCUUUGCCUAUCUUCAUGUUUGCCGGAGGUGCUGUUGGGAAUCUAAUCGCAAUAAUCGUCCUGUCGGUGUCGAGACAGGAAAGGAAAUCCUCCGCCUUCUACACGCUGGUGUGCGGUCUGGCGGUGACAGACCUGCUGGGCACCUGCCUGGCCAGUCCGCUCACCAUCGCCAACUACCUGGACCAGCAUGUGCUGAAGGACGCGCGCCUCUGCCAGUUCCACUCCUUUCUGCUGCUGUUUUUCGGCGUGACGGGACUCAGCAUCAUAUGCGCCAUGGCGGCGGAGCGCUACCUGGCCAUAUGCUGCCCGUACACCUACCAGCGGUGGGGGGUGGGCCGACGCUUCGCGCAGAGGUUCCUCGUCUUCAUUUACGCCAGCCACGUCUUGUUCUGCUGCCUGCCGAUGAUGGGCAUGGCGAGGAGCGAGCUGCAGCCCUCCGCCACCUGGUGCUUCGUCGACUGGAGGACGCACGAGCCGGCGGCCGCCGCCUACUCCAUCCUGUACGGCGUCGUGAGCGUGCUGCUCAUCCUGGGGACCAUCGUGCUGAACCUGGCCGUGUCCGGCGCGCUGCUGCUGAUGCGGCAGAGGACCGUGCAGGGGCCCGCCACCAGGGCCAGCGUCCGGCAGCGGUGGAGGGCUCUGUCCUCGGCCGCGGAGACGCAGAUGAUGGCGGUGCUGGUGGUGACCUCCGCGGUGGUGCUGGCCUGUUCUGCUCCGCUCGUGGUCCGCGUGUUUGCCAACCGCUUCAUGCUGAACAACGACCCCUCAGCCGACCUGGCUGCCAUCAGGAUAGCCUCCGUCAACCCCAUCCUCGACCCCUGGAUCUACAUCCUCCUCAGGAGGUCCCUGCUUCGACGGCUGCUCAGUUUAUCCAGAAAAGGCGGCAGCAGCCAAGCUCGCGGCUGUGCUUCCUCCCCGCCGCAGAGGAAUCUGUUCUAUCCUGAUAUCAUGAGGGACAGCCACGUGUUCACCCAGCUGAUGUGCAGCGCAAACAUCAUCACUCAGCUUCCGGCUGCUGUCAAGUUCACUCAGCACGACGCAGAGAGCCUCCAACAGACUUCGAACACAGCAGACUGAAGACACGUCUCGACGUCUGGGAAACGUUUGCUGCUCCAUGCAGCGACUCAGUUUCAGAGCGGUCACCUGUGAGAUGGACUCGCGCUGACCGGACGGAGCCCUCAGAGCUGCUGCAGGAUAAUUUAUUAAACAGAAACGGAGGCCGGCUCCAACUGUGUAUAUAUGACACACACGACUGACAGGAUGUUAUUUCAUGUUAAGUGCAACAAGAAGACAUGACUGAGCCACUAUUUUGAGUCUUGGACUGUCAUCCACUAUCUCCUUUCAUAUCACACAGCUGGAGGUGGAUCGAGAGCUCAUUAUCAUUUGCUGGCAGACAAGUGACCUGUGACCUCUACGGAGGUCCAGUGUUAAAAGUCACGUGUUCGUAUAUCAGUGCUUGGAGAGUCUGUUUUUAACCAGAAACUGGUUGAGACGUCCGACGUGGCUUAUAGGGAAACUCCUGAGGAGAUUUAUUCUUUGCAUUUGUUGAGACAUUCUCAACGCUGAUAUGAGCUCAAUAAAGACCUGACCGUGAGGUGUCAAUGUCUUUUUGUAUGAGAUUCUUGUUUGCAAUAAAAAGGAGACUUUAACGGA